CUCGGCCGGUGUCGUGACGCAGUCCGGCUCUUCCCCCUGUUCGUCUCCCUCCCUCCGGGCUGUUCCGGAUGUGUCGCCUCCCUCCCUCCGCCCCCGUGAUCCUCUUAUCAGCGCAUAAGCGGCCAAGAUGAAUGUUGUAAACCAGUUGGUGGCCCAAGGCCAGUUCACAGUAGUCAAACAACCUUUGGGAUUUAUAAAAGUUCUACAGUGGAUCUUUGCAAUCUUCGCCUUCUCGACAUGUGGCAGUUACUCGGGCAUGUUCAAGAUGAGUGUGGAGUGUAAAAACCGGUCGGAGAGUGACCUAGGCAUAGAGGUAGAGUUUGUAUAUCCGUUCAGGCUCCAUCAGAUUUACUUUGAUGCACCGACCUGUAAGGGAGGAAACCCCGAGCGUCUGUUCCUGGUUGGAGACUACUCCUCCUCAGCCGAGUUCUUCGUCACUAUCGGUGUCUUUUCAUUUCUCUACUCCAUGGCAGCCCUCGCCGUGUACUGCUUCAUCCUGGAGAAGUACCGUGAGAACAAUAAGGGAGCCCAGAUUGACUUCGUAGUGACGGCAGUAUUUGCCUUCAUGUGGCUGGUUUCUUCGUGCGCUUGGGCUAAGGGGUUGUCAGAUGUGAAAACAGCCACUGAUCCAGAGACGGUGAUCACUCUCAUCUCAGCCUGUGAUGUGCCAGAGAACCGCUGCCGUGAGAUCUAUGAACCCAAGGUGUCUGGCCUCAACACCUCUGUGGCUUUUGGCUUCAUCAACCUGAUCCUGUGGAUAGGAAACCUGUGGUUUGUAUUCAAGGAGACUGGGUGGAUGGCUGCCUUUGCCGGAACGUACGUCCCAUCGCAGGAAAAGCAGCCGGCCCCUGAUUCCUUUGGUCAGGGAGGUUACGACCAGCAGGACCCCUACGCCGCCUCCCAGGGAGGGUACCAGCCCGAAUACGGCCAGCAGGGCGGAUACAAUGAGGAUGGAGGAUACAGCCAGGGCUAUAACCAGCAGCCCACCUCCUACUCUAAUCAAAUGUGAACCUAUUCAUUCAAACCACAGCUGCAGGAUGGGUGACCUUGUGAUUUUGGGGUGUGGCUCUCCUCCGCCGUCUGCAUUUCCACACUCCUCUGUUUGUCUGUUUGUGUACCUGUGAGUCGACCUACGGAGGGAGGGACGCACGGAGGACCGACACUUGUUGAGGCCCGGGGAGGGAACAUCUUUGGGUUAAAAAAAAAAGGGGGGGGGGGGGAAUCCUUGGUGUAACAUGAUGUUUAUUCUCGUGACGUAUUUAACUGUAGAAGACAACAGAGGAUUGUCUGUUUGGUGAUACGAGAAAAACUUGAAUACAAAACCAAAACAUUCAUUGACGAACAUUUAAGAGAAAUCUUGUAACGGAAAAGACUUACAUUUAUGGAAAAAGAAAAUUGUAGUAAUAUUUAACUUGGGAGAAUGUAUUUGUCUGUGCUGUGUAAAUAUCAACAUGCUGAUAUAUAUUAUUAUAUAUACACAGUUGAAUAAUUGUGCACUCCAUAUUCAUUGUUAUACAACAAAUGCUAAGUGCAGAAUUAUUCAGUUGCAUUUACUGUGGUCCUGUUUAGGAGCUCACAUAAUUUAGCCCUUGCCCUUUGAUUUCCUUCUCUUAAAUUGAGGAUUUUAUUUAUUUAUCUCAAAAUCUAUAGACAUCUAUUUUUUAAUUCCCUCAUCAUGCUGUUUUGUUUAAUCAACAUAAAGAAUAUGAAAGAGUGAAUAGUUGUGAUCAUGAGAAGGUCGAAAGGAAAAUAAUUCUCCAUGUAUAGAGUAUUUCUAGUUGUAGCAGUGAAUAGGUGAUAGCAGUGUGGUCUGAUUCCUAAUUCGAUUUUUGUUUUGUCUACGUAUUUUCCGCCAAUACACAUCACUGUUUGGAAAUUCUUGUAAUACAAAGAAUAUUUUAAAUCCUGACGUAUAAGGUCCAAACUGCAUAGCGUUAAGAUAAUUAAUGAGCAUGAUACCAUCUCAUACUUAUUGUGCUGUUUCACAAACUGCUGUAGUGUGCUACCAGUAUGACAAUUGUGACUCGGAGCAGUGAACAACAGUUUAGCUAUGUGUUUGUUUAUUUGUUGGGAUUUAUGUGAUGGCAUCAAACUAAUUUUUGUGGGUGAUACUCGUCUCGUUUUGAUUGCCUUUUAUGUGGUCCAGACAGUUGUAAGAGAGUCAUAUAGUUUUUUAACCGGUGUUUAUUAUUGCAUUGUAAUCUGUGAAAUACACAUUAAUAUGAACUGUAAGUACGUAAGAACAAAGUGUAUUGAAGACCUUGGCUAGGUCGUGACUAUGCCUCCACUUAUAAUUCUCCUGCAUCUUCAAAUCCUUUUUUUUUUGCUUCUCUUUCUGAAGACGAUUACACUUAGUGCAUGCAUCGUACUCCUUAUAUUCUAACACAACCCUUAAAUUUGACAGGCUGCAGGAAAAGUGCUUGACUGCCCAGUGAUACGUUUGAUUCCUUAGAGUGGUUGCUGCACAGCACGUACAGGAGCUCUGCUAUACUCUACACGAAGCACAAGCACAGUGGUGCAAUAAUCAUUUCUUUCCGGAAAACUACGGUCCUGCACAUCCUCCACAUGGAUAUCAGAAUGCGUGAUAACUGCCUCUGCCGGUGUUAGUAAUUGGUCAUCAGCUGUACACUGGGCCGUCACCAAAUUGCAGAUUCACUUUUUUAAAAAUCCAAAUAAAAUAAAUAAAAAACAAACAAAAAACAAUCAAGGUUGUUUCAUUCAGGCAGUGUAAAAGUGCUCCCCUCCCUGCCCUUGUUUUUUUUCUCUCUUCCACUGUAGCUCUUAUAAAUAUGCUGAAAUGAAAUAUACUCUGUUGUUAGUGGUGAAUGAUGUCUUGUGAUACUCUCUACGCCUUUGGAUAGUGCUGUGUUUAUUGUGUAUGAUGUAUUCAUAUUAGUAUUUAUGAUAAUGAUAAGUCAGAUUAAAAAAAAAAGAAUCGAAAAAUCUCCAGAAUUCUGAUGUAUUCUUAUUAUAUGGAAUCCAUGUGAAACAAAAUGAAAUAAACUUGAACUUAUUCUAUUGACA
This is a messenger RNA of Thalassophryne amazonica, 3024 nucleotides long. RefSeq names its product synaptophysin b (gene sypb). Gene Ontology annotation, cellular component: synaptic vesicle; presynaptic active zone; synaptic vesicle membrane. Bases 128 to 1009 code for a protein of 293 amino acids. The transcript has 7 exons. The record is from RefSeq and is a predicted model, not a curated record. NCBI's taxonomy places the organism in Eukaryota, Metazoa, Chordata, Actinopteri, Batrachoidiformes, Batrachoididae.